Molecule: messenger RNA, 2250 nt
Organism: Thelazia callipaeda (thelaziosis nematode)
Lineage: Eukaryota; Metazoa; Nematoda; Chromadorea; Rhabditida; Thelaziidae
Source: the annotation of a GenBank genome assembly
AUGGCCGCUACUAAUUUGAACUUCAACACUUACAUCACACAUCUGGGAGAAUCAGUAAAUAUGAACUACAGGGGAAUGCGAAUAACAGUGUACAAGAAUGGAGAUCAGUAUGAUACAGGAACAAUUGUGGUUGUUUCUCGCAAGAGAUUCAAACAUUGGCUCACUUUCUUAGAUUUUCUCACCAAGAAACUGAAUUUGAUGGCACCUGUGCAUGAACUCUACCGUAUUGAUGGAUUACACAUACAACACUUUGAUGAAAUUGAAAAUGGUGGAUCAUAUGUAGCAGUGUCACAGGGACCAUUUCUUUAUAAACCGUAUGGCUUGACACCAGAAGAACGUGAAAAAUGGAAUAUCAGCCCAAAAAUCGAUUCAGUAGAGCAAGGUACACUUGAUUCCGCAGAAUCUGUGGAUAUUUACUUGAAACAACGGGGCUAUACUUCUCGAACUGGUUUGCCCUUUCCGUUUGAUGGUGGCAUUUGUGCAGGUCAUUCUUUAAUGGACGUUAGACGAAGCAGUACUACUUCAGCUGGUCAAUACAGCACUGCACAGAAUUCGAAAGCUGAAAAUAACUUAAAUACUGGAGAAUCAGACGAAAAAGAAAGCAUUAAAUGGGAUAGGUUUCGAGACAAGCAGGCUAAAACAACGAUUACAAACGAAUUUGAUAAAAAUUCAAGUACUACUCUUACAUUAAACUCCACAUUCAAUGUUCCUCAGAGGGCCAACGUACAAACUGGAAACCAAAAGCUUUCAGGUGAAGUUGUAGAUUGUAAGGAUAUGCAUAGCAAUUAUCAUAAUUCGAAUAUUUCACAAAUAGAAUCUACUACAACCACUAAAAGUACAACAAGUGAAUCUAGUUCCGAACCUAAAAUGCAACAGACAGUUAGCGUAAGAAGAAAAGAUGAUUUAUCAGCGAGAGGAGCACCUGUAGUUCAUAUUCCCGAUAGCUCUCGAGAAUUCUCGAACUCACUAAAUGCGGAAAAAAUUGGUGCUUAUGGAGAAGUGCAGUCAACUAGCUUUAAUCAACCAAGUCCCGAAGCUCUCAUUACCAUAGGAAAUGAAGAAGCAUCGAUUAAAGCAAGCAACAGUUCAAUUAUCGUUGUGAAUAUUUCAACGCGACAAAAUAAACGCGAUGACCGCAGAUAUGAUGAAAGGAAAGAAUCUCAAACAACACCGCUUAUUUCUGCAUUUGAUGGAGGCACACUAGAAAACGCGAGAUCAAACAAAUCUGAUAUGAAUACACCUGCAAGUUAUCAAUCAAGCACUCUGCUGCCGACAAUUUCUAAUACAUCAGCUUUAGAACAAUUAGCAGAUAACUCUGCUCCAUCAGAUCAGCCAUCAACUCUAUCAUUGACUAAGUCUUUAGAAAAUAAUCACUGCAAUGAAAACAAUGUACAGAUACAGUCACAGGAACUAUCGAAUUCUGUGCCUGUAAAUAAUUCUCUUCAAGGUGAGGAAGCUUCGCUGCAACAAUUUGAAGAAAGUAAAGUAUCUGAACAGAAUAAAUUACAAUUAAAAUAUGAUGAUAGUUCAGCAAAAAAACCGAAUUCAGAAGAAGCUAACGUAGCAAAGUUACAAAUUUCAGAUGCUUCAGUAAAUGAAACGGAAAAUAAAGUCAAUGAAGGAAUUUGUCUUAAUUCAAACAUUUCGUAUCUGCAAAAAGCUGAUACGGAAAGCAGUGCAUACGAAGACUAUCAAACAAAGGCUGCUAACAAAAGUAACUUUGAGGAGGAAGUGAAUGUGCAGAUGUCACAAACGUCUUCGAAUUUAAGUAAGGAUUCACAACGAUUCAAAAAAGAUAAUUGUUCACGCGAUCGUAAACGUGUCACUUUGGUAACACCCAGUGAAGAGAAAAGAAAUGAUGUUGAUUGCGACACAUUGAAGUCGCACGAGGAAUCAAUGAAUACUAGAAAUUCACGAAAUUCUGAUAAAAAAAAUGACUACCGUCGACAGAAAAAGUUAGCUUAUGUUAGUGACAUGUCUAUUGAUACUGGUUAUAUCCUGCCAAAAAAUGAUGAUGACAGCAUUAUAAGCAGAAAAACAGAAAACUGGAAAUUCCAUGAGAAAUAUCAAAUUCAAGAUGAGACAGGCUACGAGGCAGAUUUCACUCCAAGGAUUCAGCUAUCUCAAAAUGAAACUGUCUAUGUAAAAUCAGAUGGACACAGAACUGACUUAGAUCUAGAGCUGCGAGUUACAAGGUUGUCGACACAAAAUAGUUAUGAUCCCGAUUUCAAAGAUUACGACUUUAUCUAG